AUGGAAGAUAACUUCGAAGGACUGAUUAGUACACUUCAAACAUCUCCAUCAUGCGAUGAGAUUCUUUGUGAAAUAAGACUUAUUUUAGAAAAACAAAACUCGUUAUUAUCAUCAGCGUUUAUCUCACAGUUCUAUCGAUCGCUACUCAUUCUCGAACAUUGGACAUGGCAAUUAUUCAGUCAGCCUACUUAUGAAUGGGUUCAAAAAUCGAAUUAUGUAGAAUUAUUACAUACAAUUGCAUUAUUUAAUAAGAAUUUAAGUUUUAAUUAUGAGGACGUCGAAGCUAAUAUCAAAGGUUCUCUGCUUCUUCCGAAAUCUACUGAUGACAUUAAUCUUAUAUUCGAAAACAUCGAAAAAAUAACCGACGACAAUGAUCUAUUCAUCGGUAUAGUUAGUCUUUGGUUUGAUAAUCUCGCAAAUAUUUUACAAGAUAAUCCAGAGUUUGAAAUUUGUCCUAUUAUCAUUGAUAUCAAUCUUUAUAUUACACGUCAUUAUAUCAUGACUGAUCAAUAUAAAUUCUAUUUAACCCAACUUCAUCAAUUACCCUUGUCACAAUCAAUAUUUACGGCUAAAAUGUUAUUCUAUAUAAAAACAUGUUCAUUUUAUUUAAGUUCAUAUUUAUUUGCAAACGCUCAACACUUUAUUUAUUCUCCUCAAGAACUCAUGCUUCAACUUGGCACUGAUUAUGCGUAUAUAAUUGUUAUACAUACCUAUAAUAUAGGAUCGUGA
Rotaria socialis is the source of this 729-nucleotide messenger RNA. NCBI's taxonomy places the organism in Eukaryota, Metazoa, Rotifera, Eurotatoria, Philodinida, Philodinidae. The record is from the annotation of a GenBank genome assembly.